AUGGGUUCCCACGCUGCGCCUAACAUUGACGUGAUUCUUGGUCAAUUGACGUUGCAAGAAAAAAUAUCCCUGCUGGCAGGGAAAAACUUUUGGGAAACUGUUGACGUUCCUGAAAAGGGUGUUCCCUCAGUGAAGGUGUCUGAUGGACCAAAUGGUGCUCGAGGUGCAACUUUCAAGAAUGGACCGACCGCCGCUUGUUUCCCAGCUUCUUGCUUACUAGCGUCCACCUGGGACCUGGAAGCAGCAAAAGAGAUCGGAAAUGCAUUGGCGGAGGAAACCCAAUCAAAGGGUGCAAGAGCGCUCUUGGCCCCGACGGUCUGCCCCCACCGUCAUCCUCUCGGUGGUCGCAACUUCGAGUCUUUCUCCGAAGACCCUCUGCUAGCCGGUAAAAUGGCUGCACAGUAUAUCAAUGGCCUACAGGAGAAGGGCGUGGCUGCAACAAUCAAGCAUUUCGCCGCGAAUGAACAAGAAACUUGCCGUUUCACGGUCAAUGCUCACAUUGCCGAGCGAGCUCUUCGCGAAAUCUAUCUCAAACCUUUUGAGAUUGCCAUCAAAGAAGCCAAUCCCAUGGCAGUCAUGACUUCUUACAAUAUUCUCAACGGAGAUCACGCUGACUCAAGCACUUAUCUGCUAAAGAACGUUCUUCGUGACCAGUGGGGAUGGAAAGGCCUUGUUAUGAGUGACUGGGGUGGCACGAAUUCGACUGCCGGCUCUCUGGAGGCGGGACUUGACCUUGAAAUGCCCGGUCCCACCAAAUGGCGAACUAUAGACGCAGUCGUUGAGGAUAUCAAGGCUGGAAAGGUCUCCGAGGCAACAAUCGAUGCUCGCGCCCGCAAUGUGCUUGAGUUCCUGGCGAAGCUACGAUGCUUCGAGGAUCCGUCUAUUCCGGAAGAAAGAUCUAUCAACAAACCAGAGCACCAACGACUCAUUCGCUCUGUUGGUGGUCAAGGAUUAGUGCUGCUUAAGAACGCGGGUGGCAUUCUUCCUCUGAAGAGGGAGCAGCUUUCAAAGAAGAGGGUUGCUCUGCUAGGUUUCGCUAAGCAAGGCUUGGCCCAUGGCGGAGGCAGUGCGUCUGUCAAUGCUCACUACCGCGUGACCCCCGAAGAAGGUCUCCGUGCUGCGCUUGGCGAAGAAGUUGAGUUUGAAUACGCACAAGGCGCCCAUACCUUCCGUCAAUUGCCUUUGAUGAGUGAAAUGGUUGUUGACCGAGACGGUCAGCCUGGAUGGACUCUGGACUUUUUCAUGAAUGAGGAUGCAACUGGAGAACCCUCUUCUUCCCAGCACUCCGACGUCCCCACUUAUAUGCCUCUCUUUGUCAAAGAAGCUUGGGGUAGCCUCAAGGCAACUGCUCGAUUCACACCCACACAGAGCGGUCGUCACUAUCUUGGCAUGUCAGGACUGGGACGUUCCCAAAUUCUCAUCAAUGGUCAGACAGUGUAUGAGCAGAAAUCUAAUUGCCCUGACUCGAUGGCAUUCCUCCUGGGAGGAGUCAAAGAGCCUGAAGUCAUAUGGGAGUUUGAAACAGGCCAAACCUAUACUAUGGAAGUCAUAACUCUCAAGCCGUCCAAGAGUGGCGGUCUUUCUCUUCUCGAUGGACUUAUUGGGUUCCGCGCUGGCUUCAUGACCGAGGAAGAACACAAUAGGGAUCUACUCUCAGAGGCCGUCGAAGUCGCUAAGCGUUCGGAUUUGGCAAUCGUUUUCACUGGUCACACUCCAGAUUGGGAGACCGAAGGGCAGGAUCAAGCCAGCUUCAAUCUUCCGAGCAAUGGCUCGCAGGAUCGUCUGGUGGCCGCCGUCAGUUCUGCGAACAGCGAAACUGUCGUUGUCAACUGCACUGGUGUGGCUGUCAGCAUGCCUUGGCUCGACAACGUCAAGGCAGUUGUUCAGGCCUGGUUUCCCGGCCAGGAAGCCGGCAAUGCAAUUGCAGAUGUCUUGACAGGCGCUGUGAACCCCUCUGGUCGUCUGCCGGUCUCUUUCCCUCGUAGAAUCGAGGAUGCUCCUGCUCAUGGCAAUUUCCCAGGUGAAUACGUUGAUGACCAGCUCAAUGUCACGUACGAAGAAGGCAUCUUCGUGGGCUACAGGCAUUACGACCGGUCUGAGAAACAUCGCUCACAGGUGCUUUUCCCAUUCGGAUAUGGCCUCUCUUAUACUUCUUUCGAUCAUACCAACCCGAGCAUCUCCGUCUCCGACAGCUCUGAAAACAUUGAAGUUGCAAUCCAAGUGACUAACACCGGCUCAUGUGCUGGCGCAGACGUUGUUCAAGUCUAUGCUGGGGCCAAGUUGGCAUCUAGUGAGAACCCUGUCAAGGAACUAGUGGGAUUCUCAAAGGUGUGGCUCAAACCAAGCGAGAGCAAGACUGUUUCCGUCAAUUUCAAAACCCGCCAGCUUGCACACUUCAGCGAGAACACUGAGAGGUGGGAGCUGGAGGAAGGCGCUUAUGAAGUAUCUAUUGGACGGUCCGUCCAAGAUAUUGUGAGCAAGCUGGCUGUGUCUGUCAGUGCUAAAACUUACAAGCUGUGA
Messenger RNA from Penicillium brevicompactum, 2520 nucleotides. Its product is annotated as beta-glucosidase. Bases 1 to 2520 code for a protein of 839 amino acids. Gene Ontology annotation, biological process: glucan catabolic process. The record is from RefSeq and is a predicted model, not a curated record. Gene Ontology annotation, molecular function: beta-glucosidase activity. NCBI's taxonomy places the organism in Eukaryota, Fungi, Ascomycota, Eurotiomycetes, Eurotiales, Aspergillaceae. The transcript is spliced from 3 exons.